Messenger RNA from Chroicocephalus ridibundus (black-headed gull), 1263 nucleotides. It is a transcript of the gene NUDT7, whose product is annotated as nudix hydrolase 7. The record is from RefSeq and is a predicted model, not a curated record. Gene Ontology annotation, molecular function: coenzyme A diphosphatase activity; manganese ion binding; magnesium ion binding. Lineage: Eukaryota; Metazoa; Chordata; Aves; Charadriiformes; Laridae. The transcript is spliced from 4 exons. Gene Ontology annotation, biological process: coenzyme A catabolic process; nucleoside diphosphate metabolic process. The coding region runs from base 76 to 807 and encodes 243 amino acids.
AACCGGCCGUCAGUCGGGAGGGAGGUGAGAGUCCGCUCUUGAGUAGCUGGGUGGGUGAGUGGGUAGGCGCCAAAGAUGGCGGCUGCGGAGCAGGAGGACGAGCUGGAAAGAAAGAGCGUGAAAGAGAAAUUGCGGCCGCGCUUGAGGGCGUUCGAUGUCGGAGACAAGUUCUCCCGCCUGCCGCUGGCCAAAGCUUCCGUCCUGUUGCCACUGCUGGUGCGGGAGGGCAGGCUGCACCUGCUGCUCACCGUCCGGGCCAUGCAGCUGAGAAGAUCACCAGGGGAAGUGUGUUUUCCAGGAGGUAAAAGUGAACCAACUGAUAAAGAUGAAAUUGAUACUGCUCUCCGAGAAGCUAAAGAAGAAGUGGGGCUCCAGCCAGAGAAAGUGGAGGUCAUCUGUAGGCUUGUGCCUGGAAUUGAUAAAAUGAAUCACUUGGUUACGCCAGUUGUAGGAUUUAUAGAGGAUACAUUCCAAGCCACUCCUAAUCCAGAUGAAGUGAGCGAUGUUUUUCUCGUGCCAUUGGAAUACUUUAUCAAGCCCUUAAAUUAUAAGAGGUUGCCUUAUAAAACCUCAUCUGGUUACUUAAGUUGGAUGCACUGCUUUAUAUAUGAUGACCAGGAACGUAAAACGUCAUUCAAGAUAUGGGGACUAACUGCACACUUUGCUGUAUUUCUUGCUCUUAUAGUUUUUGGAAAGAGGCCUACAUUUGAAGUUGGUUAUGAUCUUGACAACUUAAUUUCAUCUGCUGAGAAUAACUUCAUGAACUUAUAUGCAUCCUUAUAUGAAAGAAAGAAGAGUAAUUUAUGACAAACUGGUCUAGCAAUUAAUUUAUAUUGAAGUAGAAAAAAGGAUUUUGUUUAUUCCCCUUUUACCUAUUUGAUUGACUGUCACACUUGAAUUUCUUCUGAAUUGUGAAGCUAUUAAAAUUUAUUUUUCUGUAAUCUUUUUAGGUUGACAAGCCCUAACUAGAUUCCUAUAACUUCUAAUUUGUUUUACAGUUGCAAAAAGCGUAUGGUAUUUUUAAAUAUACAGAUUCGGAAGAUCUGUUUCAGUUUCUGCCUUUAUUUUGUAUGAUCUAAGAUGCUUUCUGUGGUUUGCCUUCUGUACAAUGAGAUAAUACUAUUUUAUCUAAUUUUUGUCUGUUUGAAUUAGAAUAUGAAAACUUUUGGGGAUCUGUCUUUUACUGUGUGGUAUCUUACAUAUGGAUAACAUAAUGCGUAGUCUUGUGUGGUAUCUUUAAGCACUUAGGAAAUGCAUAAUAAA